Messenger RNA from Lineus longissimus, 2822 nucleotides. RefSeq names its product hepatocyte growth factor-like. The transcript has 9 exons. NCBI's taxonomy places the organism in Eukaryota, Metazoa, Nemertea, Pilidiophora, Heteronemertea, Lineidae. Gene Ontology annotation, biological process: proteolysis. The record is from RefSeq and is a predicted model, not a curated record. Gene Ontology annotation, molecular function: endopeptidase activity; signaling receptor binding. Bases 385 to 2154 code for a protein of 589 amino acids.
GUUCAUCUCAAUUUUCUCUCUUAAGUGGCAUUAGCGCUGUACAAUAAUACACAGCGAUAUACAGUAAAUGCUAUACUGUCUUUUCGGUAAAGUUAGUAGUUGGUGUGGACGGAAGGUACUGAGAAGUGUUAAGUGAUCUUAAGUGCCGCAGGAAUGGGAUGAUACUAUGGAUGGUGAUAUGAGUCAUUAUCCUCAAACAAUACGCACAGCACGCUUGUUUGUAUUCAUUUGCGUGGAACUAAUUUGAUUGUGAUAAAAUUUCGCUAAAUUUCGCGAUUUAAUUAUUUCACUCUCAGAUCACCUGAACCCUUAGAGUAUCAUUGUAACGCUUUCCAAGAAGCGGCUUUGAAGGUUAAGUUUUUGUGACAUUUCGUCGGAGGAAUUAUGUAUCAUCGUGGAAUUUCAUUUUUGGCUAUUCUGAUUGUCGGUUUAGGAGAUACAUUACGAUGGCCUAUGCCCCAAGCAAGUGUCCCAGUCCAAUUGCAGCAUUAUAAACUUCGUUAUGGCGACUGCCCAGGUGACGACAUCAAGAAACUCGAUGAUGCAAACGUUACGAUGUGCCAGGAAGUUUGCGAUGCGCUGAGUGAGUGCCAAGCCUUCUUAUUCGUAGCAACCCUGCCGUAUCGGCCAGUGAGUGGAUUUCGACCGUAUUGUUGGCUGAAGCAUAAAACAUGCAAAGGUUUAUUUUUCAAGGGAACGCGGUCUUACAUGUAUUACGAUAAAUUCGUGACACUUGCAAAUUACACCAAACUGAUGCGUGGUUGCUCCGCACCCACCGCGACCUCCAUUUUUAAUGCGACCUUGGACGUCUGCAAGGAGGCCUGUGACGACAUGGAAAAGUGUAAGGCAUUCGUUUACAACAAUGACAUCGGGAACAAGGCUGUGGCAAAUGGCGGCACGAGAUGUGAUUUCAAGACAGACUAUUGCACAAAUGUUACGUGGACAUUUAACCAUACGUUCCUUUACACGAAGGUUAGUCCACAGGUAACCCGAGCAGUCCCAAACAUAGACUGCAUCAUGAACACGAUGGGCACUUUGGGGGGCCACUACAUGGGAAAGCAGAAUGUGGCGAAUGGUGCUCACUGCUUACGGUGGAGUCAGCUGGCGCCAGGGGUACGACUGUCAAAACAGAGGGGUUACUUCUAUGGCCGGCUCCCGGACCUUUCGAUAGAAGACGCCGCGAAUUACUGCCGUAUGCCAUCUAAGAACAGACUCGGGCCUUACUGUUACAUCCAGUCGGGAAGAUUUAGACAGAAGGCGCGCUGCAACAUACCGCUAUGUAACUUCGACAACUCGACAAGUGACAUCUUUUCCGACGUGACGGAUGAAAUCAACUUGGACUGCCUGAGCGGCUCGAUGGGUGCCGACUACAUCGGAACUGUUAACGUCACCAUCAGCGGGAAACGCUGCAAAAGUUGGUCCUUAGUGAAAAACGUCACCGCUAGUAAUUUCCCAGACGAGUCCGUGGAAGCUGCUGCUAGCUAUUGCCGGAACCCCUUCCUACAUGGCGACGGGCCAUGGUGUUAUAUCAGUGCGGACGGAUCGGAAUGGGAACGAUGUAACAUUAAAAUGUGCCCGCAUUUAGUCAAUGAGACUAAAUGCAAGCACACAACGCUCGGGGAAGACUAUAGAGGCCGUCAGUUGAUUGGUGCGUCGGGCAGGAGGUGCCUUUCAUGGUGGCGAGUCAGGGAGGAGCACGACCGAAGAAACCUUUACGCGACCCGCCUGCAAGGUUGCCAAAACCCUGACCUUUCGCCGGAGGGCCCGUGGUGCUAUACAGGCGGGAAUCGGUCCGCUGACGGGAGAACUGUGAUUGGACCGCAGCGCGAGUCAUGUGGGUUAGACUACUGCGAAGGGUUCAUACCGCAGUGGCUACUGUAUAAAACAACCACCAGCGAAACCGGAAAUGAAGACAAAGAUGUAGCCAAAGGCUCUCAGACAGAGGACAGCUCACGAACGAACCCGCUAUGGCUCGUAGUCCCAGUUGCUAUCUUAGUCGGUGUCGGCUCCAUUGCUUUGUUGUUCACCUACCUCAAGAAAUCCAAUAAGUUGCGCAAUCCUUUUGUGACCCGGAUACAGCAUACACGAUUUGAAAACGAGGCUGAUAGGGGAUAUGACGUCACUAUGUCAGGACUUGACGAACAACCGUUUUGAAGUGUCUCGCCGCAGACUGUAGAAAGACUGUCUGUCCUCGCUCAGUUUCAUUUUGCGGGAGUUUAAGCCUCGUCUUCAUAAGACCACUUGUUGGACGUCUAGGGAAGAUCGCCCAAAAUUAUGAAAGCUCAAUGAGAAAGAGUUACAAUGCUGGAAUACGAUCCACAAGCUGUGUAAAGGGUGAUCGAUUGAUAUAAGCUGCCUUAAUGCUGUUGUAAGCAAGGCCACCGACAGAGGGACCGUUCAUUUAGUGUUACGUACGACGAAAUUCUUCUACAGCCACGGCGAUGGAGAUGUCUAUUGUUUGAAUCACUGAAAACAAUAGAUUUUCGAUGUUCGGACUAGCUCUAGAUAGUUGUCAUACGAGUCAAUUGAAUUCAAUGCAAUUUAUUCAUCUUAUCAGUGCCCAUGAAGCUGUUACAGAUAUAAACAUGUAUAGAUAUUUAAAAAAUGAUAUGCAAUGCUACAAGAUGAAAAAUAAACUAUGACGAAAGAUAUACCGCUACAUAAUAGACAUUAAAGGUAUUAAUCAGGAGAUGAUGGAAAUUACGUAUGAGGUCUUGUUCUAUCAUUUUCUGAUUAGCAUGGUCACAUAUUAAAUUUUUAAUAUCGAUUCAAUAAGCUACAACUAAUAAGGGUUCAUAUCAUAAAUAUAUAACCUGCCAAUU